GCCGGGGUCAAUGGGGUAUUAGUAGUACCUCGGAUGCGUUUCAAGCCUCCUUUACCAGCUCAUCAACCUUGACCGUCAUGCCUGCGAUGCCCUUGCAUCGAUGCCAUUUCCAAACAUCGACUGACACCUGCAUUCAGGAGUGCACUAAAAGCUGAUCCGUCACCAUGGAGGGCCUUUAUUGAAAUCCUGCUUGAUGGAAUCCCGCGCGCUGCGCGUCCAGGCCAUGAAGAUAGUUGUCUGCAUCUCUGCACUCCGGUGAUCCGAUCCAUCUCGCAUCCAGUGAUAGCUUUCUCACCCUGCUUCUUCCCUUGGACGUCGCCGCCAUCUCAUUGCAUGGACAUCCUAGAGCUACAAAAAUGGGCCUUCAUGCCUGGCCUCCCGGAUAACAUCACUCCAAUCCGCGAUUUACUCGUCCGAUACAGCAGGAUUCCCUCCGAGGAAAUCGACUCUCAUCUUAUCAGGAUUCGCGAGGCAGCAUGGGCGUAUGCUAGAAUGCCCUUUAUUGGGCGAUGGAAAUUCUUGACGUUGAAUGACGCCAACGACUCUCGCUACCAGCAGGCCCUUUUCCGGCUCAGAUUAUCUCAGUCUCGAGACACUCUACUUGAUCUAGGUUGCGGGCUUGGCCAAGCGCUAAGGCAAUUUCGAGAUGACGGCGUUGACGGAUCACGAUUAUUCGGGCUCGACUCCAGCUCUCAGUUGAUAUCGUCAGGAUACGACCUCUUCCAGGACAGGAGCAGUUUGGGUGCCCAUUUUACCAUUGGAGAUAUAACGGACCCCGACGAUCUGAGGCUAGAUGAGCUCAACGGCCACAUCAGCAUCAUUCAUGCUGGCAGCUUCUUCCAUCUAUUUAGCUGGAAGCAGCAGCUAUACAUCGGAAAGCGACUGGUGGGCUUUCUACAGCCCGAGAUACGCAACGCUUUCAUAUACGGCCGACACGUCGGCGUCACUUCUACUCAUAAGCCUGAAAAGGAUGAUUCCUCACCCUAUCUCCACAACCAGGAGAGUUUUCAGCGGCUCUGGGACGAGAUUGGAGAAUUAACGAGGACGAAGUGGAAGGUAGAGGUGGAGCAAUCGGGGGAGAAUAUCGUCUGGCUACCAGGGAGGCCAAAAGGCGCAUAUGCCGUCAAUUUUACUAUAUACCAAGUCCCUAGAAAUGAAAUAAAAAAAAGCUGUUUAUAGCCUCA
This is a messenger RNA of Trichoderma asperellum CBS 433.97, 1184 nucleotides long. RefSeq lists its product as uncharacterized. The record is from RefSeq and is a predicted model, not a curated record. NCBI's taxonomy places the organism in Eukaryota, Fungi, Ascomycota, Sordariomycetes, Hypocreales, Hypocreaceae.